AUGUGGUUGGAUAGUCAUGCGGUAAGAAAAUAUGCAGUGAGUCAGGUAAUGACAAAGGGAUGGUCGUUUUCAACAAAAACAGCAAUUGAUGUUGAGAAUAACAUUAUAAAAAAAUUAAAAAAUAUGGAUGGUAAGAACAUAAGUUAUGGAAUAAAGAAGAGUGUAAAAUAUGGUUUCAUUAAUAAAAGGAUGUUUGAUAUAUAUAACGAAUUAGUUAAGAAAUAUCAUAGCAACUUUAAUUUAUCAGACCUUGUAUUAAUACUACAAUCAUAUGCUUUAUGUAAAGAGAGAAAUUUUGAAAUCUAUUCUACCAUAACAAAUAGAGCAUUAUAUUUAUUUAAAGGAGAACUAAUAAAAUACGAUUCAUCCACUUUUGAUAAUAUUUAUAAAUACAUUUUAGCUAGUAACCAGUUGAAUUAUACAGAUUAUGAGUUGAUAACAAUUUUUUUAAAAAUUAUUAAAAAAAAUUUAGAGUAUUAUGGAAUGAAAAAAAUCUGUAAUAUGUUACAUGCACUAUCGAAACUGAAGAUAAAUGAUGAAGAACUGUUGCAGUUAUCUAGUAUUUAUAUAUUAGAAAAUUUUGAUAAAAUGAAAAUAAAUUUUGUGAACCAUUUGGUUUCUGCAUAUUGUAAAAAAACGAAUAAAAAUUUUUCAGAGUUAUGCUUUAAAUUAAUUAAGUAUAUCUAUGAAAACAUUAAGUUCAUGGACUCAAUUUCUAUAUACAAUACUGUAAUACAAAUCAAGCAUAUCAUUGAAAAAGUGAAAGAGGAUAAACGAUAUUCAACAUACCUUUUUGACGAACGGAUAGAGCAGGUCAUUGGAGGGAAUACCUCAAAUGAAAGGAGUCAAUCAUGUAGAAGCGUAUCACAUUGCAACAAUAACAGCGGUAACAUCGGUAGCAGUGAUAACAGUGGUAGUAAUAACAGUGGUAGUAAUAGCAGUGGUAAUAAUAGCAGUGGUAGUAAUAGCAGUGGUAGUAAUAGCAGUGGUAAUAAUAUCAGUGGUAGUAAUAUCAGUGGUAGUAAUAUCAGUGGUAGUAAUAUCAGUGGUAGUAAUAUCAAUGGUAGUAAAAGCAGUGGUUACAAUAACAGCGGUAACAGCGUCAGCGGCGAUAGACAAAAAUGUCAAAUGGGGGAACCGCGUGCGGAAAUAAAUGAGAAUAGCUUUUUAUAUAGUGGUACAAACGGGGCAGAAAUAAGCGCACAAAAUGGUGGAAAAGAACAUAUUGUGUAUGGUGUAAACUUAGAAGACAAGUGUUACUUGAAUGGGAAUAACAAAUCAUGUAGUGAAGUAAAUAAUGACACACAUAGGAAUAAAAAUAUUGUUAAAAAUAUGAUCCCUCUUUUAUUUUCUAAAGUAAAUAGUUGCUUAGCAUUUUUAUCCUUAAAGCAGUUAGUUAAACUAUUGCAGGCAUAUAGAGAUCUAAAUUAUUUCAACUACCAGUUUAUAUAUAAAAGAUUAUUACAUUUUCUUUUUUGCAAACUACAAACUAAUAAGACUAAUGUAGAAGACUGCAUUUUAAUACUCGAAUUUUUUACCAUUCUACCAUAUGUGGACAAAAAUAUGGAGGGAGUUAUAAACAUCGUUAUGGAAAAUUUAGAAAAGGAUCUCGUGUUCAAUUAUUCACAUAUGUAUCGCUUACUCUCAUGUUGUAAACAACUCGAAAUUUACAAUGAUAACAUUUUAUCAAAAAUGGAUUGCUUAAUAUUUAAGAAUAAAAAAAAAUUUGAAAAAUAUUCUACUUCAAAAGAUUUAAAUUUAUUUUUGCAUUUUUAUAAUAAAAAUUUACAAGAGUGGGAAGAAAUGCUUACGUUUUUGAAUAUCCUCCUUGAACGAAAAGAAAAAGAACUCAAAGAAAAUAUUAAUGAUGAACAUGUCAGCUCAUUUGCUACUCUUGUGGGUGAAAAUGAAAGAAACAUAUCAGGGAUACAGAAUGCCGAGAAGAAGGUUAUCAUAUAUAAAUACAAUAAAAUGCAAAAAUGUUUCAACGAAAAUGAAAAAAGUGUAUACGAUAAAAACAACACAGAAGAAGGGACUACUCCUUUGUUGGAAGACUACUAUUCUUCCUCCUCUUUGAGCAAUACAAAGGGAGUUAAUGAAAAUAUAACAAAUUAUUUAUACAUCAACUUGAUAAAGGAUAAACAGGCGCCUUAA
Molecule: messenger RNA, 2154 nt
Organism: Plasmodium malariae
Lineage: Eukaryota; Apicomplexa; Aconoidasida; Haemosporida; Plasmodiidae
Product: conserved Plasmodium protein, unknown function
Exons: 1
Coding region: 1-2154 (717 amino acids)
Source: RefSeq, a predicted model, not a curated record